CGACUGCCCACGUGGUCUGGGCCUGCGCUGCUCGCCCGCUCUUCGGGUGCAGUACACUGGGCGGCUUCCUCUGCAAUUGCGGGUCCGCGCAGCCGGCCUGUCUCUGCGCCCCUGGUCUCUCGCUGUCGCCAGCACCCCGAUUGUUGCUGGGCCUUCGGGAGCCCAAGACUCGCAGGCGGUGCCGCCCUCCUUGCCAGCAAGGCCGAGCCCGUGGUAGCGUCCGGCAGGGAAAUGGUCGUGGUUUCCGUGCCCGCUGAAGUCACCGUAAUCCUGUUAGAUAUCGAAGGUACCACAACCCCGAUUGCUUUCGUGAAGGACAUUUUAUUUCCGUAUAUCAAAGAAAAUGUCAAGGAGUAUCUGCAGACGCACUGGGAGGAGGCCGAGUGUCAGCAGGAUGUCAGCCUGCUGAGGAAGCAGGCUGAAGAAGAUGCACAUCUGGAUGGGGCCGUUCCAAUCCCUGUGGCAUCUGGUGGCGAUCUGCAGCAGACGAUCCAGGCCGUGGUAGACAACGUGUACUGGCAGAUGUCUCAUGACCGCAAGACCACAGCGCUCAAACAGCUGCAAGGCCACAUGUGGAAGGCCGCUUUCAUGGCCGGCCGCAUGAAGGCAGAGUUCUUUGCAGAUGUGGUUCCCGCAGUCAAAAGGUGGAGAGAGGCCGGAAUGAAGGUGUACAUCUAUUCGUCAGGGAGCGUGGAGGCACAGAAGCUGCUCUUUGGGCAUUCCACAGAGGGAGACAUUCUUGAGCUCAUCGAUGGCCACUUUGACACCAAGAUUGGGCACAAGGUGGAGAGCGCUAGUUACCGGAAGAUCGCGGAUAGCAUCGGCUGCUCCACCAACAACAUCCUGUUUCUCACGGAUGUCACUGGAGAGGCCAGCGCUGCCGAGGAAGCCGACGUGCACGUGGCUGUGGUGGUGCGGCCUGGCAAUGCAGGGCUAACUGACGACGAGAAGACAUACUACAACCUCAUCACGUCCUUCAGCGAACUCUACCUGCCGUCCACCUAGAGCAAGGUCUGAGGAAGAGUCCCCGUCCCCUAGUGUCUAGCUUAUUCUACCUGUAAAAGUCACUUACUUACGUGUGCAUACUGACAUGUGAAGAGUAUAUACGUGGGUGUGUGCUCAGAUUAAUCUCCAUGGGCACAUAGUGGGAGAAAAGCUGUCAGCCCACGAGGACCAAAUUCAUGUAAGAUGCUGUGUGUGUAGACUGUAGAUAGACAGACCGUAAAUCUAAUCUUACCAAGGCCGGAGAAGAAACUGCAAAAAUACAAAUCAAAUCUGUGAUGUUCAUCAAAUCAUUUACCAAAUGGAAAGCUAGUUUAGAGAAAUUAUUAUCCAGACUGGACGGGCUUUGGAGGCACCAUAAAGAGCAGCCCCUCAUCCCUGUCUCAGAGCGGGCCCCACUGCUGCACUGACACUCACGGCCCAGCGUUCUGAGGCACUGCCUGAGGUCCUUCCUGCUCAGAGAAUGAGUCUGAAAGGUGGUCUGGUCAGGCAGGCAGGACGGACGGACGGAUGUGCUCCGAGUCCCAGCCUGCCGCCCGUAGAGCUCUUGGGAUAGCUGGGGCUGCGAUGGGUACCACUAACCCUCCCGUGUUCGCGUGGUUUGGAGUUGCCUUCCUGUGUCUUACACAGUUUGAGAAUAUUUGUCAAUAACUAUUUUUUUUAAAAAAAAUGUUUUAUUGAAACCAGUGUAACAGCACAAAGAGCUCUAAUGUGUAAUACUUCCUCUGAAAUGGAUGCAGAGAUGUAAAUUUUAUAACAGCCCUGUUUAUCCUGAUGCUAUUCUGACGGGAUUUCGUGUCAGUUUCGUGUAAUUAAUUAAUAAAGGCGUUUUCUUCUUUCA
Messenger RNA from Apodemus sylvaticus (European woodmouse), 1843 nucleotides. RefSeq names its product enolase-phosphatase 1 (gene Enoph1). Bases 232 to 1005 code for a protein of 257 amino acids. The record is from RefSeq and is a predicted model, not a curated record. Lineage: Eukaryota; Metazoa; Chordata; Mammalia; Rodentia; Muridae. Gene Ontology annotation, molecular function: acireductone synthase activity; magnesium ion binding. The transcript is spliced from 6 exons.